Sinocyclocheilus grahami is the source of this 494-nucleotide messenger RNA. RefSeq names its product zinc metalloproteinase-disintegrin-like leucurogin. Lineage: Eukaryota; Metazoa; Chordata; Actinopteri; Cypriniformes; Cyprinidae. Gene Ontology annotation, molecular function: metalloendopeptidase activity; cell adhesion molecule binding. The record is from RefSeq and is a predicted model, not a curated record. Gene Ontology annotation, biological process: positive regulation of membrane protein ectodomain proteolysis; regulation of cell-cell adhesion; positive regulation of cellular extravasation. The annotation marks the transcript as partial. The transcript has 4 exons.
UUCCAUCUGUAUCAUGACAGAACGUGUAGGCACGCUGUUCCCGGAGCUGUUUAGUGACUGUAGUCUGGAGCAGCUGAGUGUGUUUCUAGACAACGCCAACCCCAGCUGCCUGCUGGACACCCCCAGCUCAUCCAGACUGUACAGUGGGUCUAUCUGUGGUAAUGCUUUUCUGGACCCUGGAGAGGAGUGUGACUGUGGAACAGUCGAGGAAUGUGAAAAUCCAUGCUGUGAUCCCAUGACCUGCAGGCUCACUGAAGGCUCACAAUGCGUUCAUGGAGACUGCUGUGAGAAUUGCCAGAUAAAAGAUGCUGAAAGCUUGUGUCGAGCACCUGAAAAUGAGUGUGACAUUCCAGAGUACUGCACAGGGCUCUCAGAGCACUGCCCAGAGAAUGAUUUUAAGAUGAAUGGCAUACCUUGCAGCUCUGGCCAGGGUUACUGCUAUAAUGGCCAAUGCCCCACUCACCUCCAGCACUGCCAAAGACUUUGGGGAACAG